Molecule: messenger RNA, 713 nt
Organism: Brassica rapa (field mustard)
Lineage: Eukaryota; Viridiplantae; Streptophyta; Magnoliopsida; Brassicales; Brassicaceae
Product: protein ARABIDOPSIS THALIANA ANTHER 7
Source: RefSeq, a predicted model, not a curated record
AAAAAUGAAGUGAGAAGAAUAAUAUAAAGACAGGUCAGGUCUAACAAAUUAACCUAUACAAUUUGCAUGAAUACUUACGACGGGAGCACGAGGGUUGCAUGAUUCUUUAAACCAAUUACCAUCGUAUAUUAUAAAACUAAUUAAUCAUUAUAUUAUUAUAUAGAGAUGAAAUUUUGACGAAGCACAGAUCAUCGAAUUUCUUUGGCUGCAAAUAAACUAAUGAUGCAUCGUACUUUAUUGAUCAUGGCCUUAAUCACGUCAGCGGUUUCAAGGAAUGACGAAGAGCUGUGUAGGGACAUGUUCGAAAGCUUCAUUGAGGGAAUGUCUAUGCAACCUUCUCCACAGUACUGUAGGGGAGUGAGCCACUUGAAUAACGUCCUCAAGCUCACGUCUCCAGUUGCUUUGCAGGGACUGGAGAAUAAGAAGGAGAAGGGACGGGUAGGUAAACCGUGUGAAUGCAUGGAGUUAGAGGUAACUUGGAAAAUAAGAUGUGUAAGAUGCGACCAAGAUCCAAGCCCGAAUGUAACCAAAUAUGAAUCACAUGUGAAUGUCUUAUAGAUCUCUCUCUCUAAAUAUAUAUUGUGAUGCAUCAUAUGAAAGAUCAUAUCUCUUAGUUUAUGUGAUUUGAGUUUCUAGUUAGAUGUGUGUGAUUAAUCAAGAAAGAUGGAUUCAAAACUAAUCACUAAUUUUAAUAGCAAAGCCUUGAUUAGACA